AUGACGCGUCGUCUGCGUGGACAUCACGCGCAACGCGCCGUCGCUCGCCUCGGCGCCGUUGCGCUCGCGCUCGCGCUCACGCGCAGCCACGCGUUCGUUCUCGGCGUCGAGGCGAGCGAGGAAUGCGCGCGCGUCGAACCCGUCGAUCCUUUCGAUCUCGACGCGUACGUCGAGGCGGAGUGGUACGUCGCGGCGCAAAAACCGACGUCGUAUCAACCCACUCGCGAUCUCUUCUGCGUUCGAGCGAACUACACGGUUGUGGACGAGCGAACGAUUUCGAUUUGGAACACCGCGAACCGAGACGGCGUGGACGGAAGUCCGCGGAACGCCGACGGAAGGUUCAAGCUUCGCGGCUUGAUCGAGGAUCCGAACAUGCCGUCAAAGAUUGCCGUUGGAAUGAGGUUUUUGCCUCGGUUUCUGUACGGGCCGUACUGGGUCGUCGCCACAGAUGUCUCUCCGGGCGAUGCGGAGUUCGAUGAGCGAGGAUAUAGCUGGGCCAUCAUCUCUGGUGGACAACCAACGAUCUCGAGAGGUAACGGGCUGUGCGAACCGUCCGGAGGACUUUGGCUUUUCGUGCGUGAUCCAGAAGUUUCCGAGGAGGUCGUGUCAAAGAUGAAGGAAAAGUGUGAGUCUCUCGGAAUCGAUCCAGAUGUGCUCAUUCCCGUGACCCAAGAGGGUUGCUCCUUUCCAACUCUGCCAUGA
Messenger RNA from Ostreococcus tauri, 702 nucleotides. RefSeq names its product Calycin-like. The transcript has a single exon. The coding region runs from base 1 to 702 and encodes 233 amino acids. The record is from RefSeq and is a predicted model, not a curated record. NCBI's taxonomy places the organism in Eukaryota, Viridiplantae, Chlorophyta, Mamiellophyceae, Mamiellales, Bathycoccaceae.